AUUUUCCCGGUCUUCAUGCUAACGCUGGCGACCUUGACGGAUCUUGGAGAGCAUGGAGGGUGGCGCUGCAGGUCAAAGAAAGAAGAAGUCAAAGCCAUGUACCCUGUGGACUUUCCAGAUGUGGAUGAGACUGACCUGACAUUAGCAUCUGAACAGUAUGUCUCUUCUUUGGGGUCAAGGCUUGGUGGUAAUGAGUGGUUCACAUUAUCACAGACAUCAAAGGUGGAGGUAACAGCAAACAAUGUAAGGUUGUUGCAGCUGUUUGAAGAUGAGCAAUCUAACUGUGCAGUGGUGGCACUUCACCCUCCUGAUGAUCCAACACAAGUGGUGGCUUUAAACCUGCGUGAGCAGUGGUGGUGUGUGGAUGACCUUCUGCGAACAUCCAACAAAUCCAGAAGUGGCUUGGUGUUGGUGCAGUCGAUUAUGGAGAGGAUGAUUGUGUUCAUGCUAAGUCAGGUGAUAGAGAGGUCUUCACAGGAGGAGAUGAUGUUCUCCCUCCAUCCCAGCACAGAAAGUUGCAAACUGCUGUGGACGGAGAACCAGGCAGUUGGCUUCUACACUGUCAAACACAAAGGCAGUCUGUGUGACAGCUGGAGCAGUUACUGUUACCUGCUUCCUGUUCUGGACACAGUGCUGGUGAGGAGGAGCUGGAGGAGGAGAGGCUUUGGCCUUCGGAUGCUGGAGGAUUUCUGCUCCUCAUUCUCCACAGAAGAGUUUCUGGGAGUCAGCUCUCCAUUAUCAUCCAGCAUGGUAGAAGUGUGCAGGAGGUUUCUGCAGCAGCACAAGGAACAUCGGGAGAGACUGUAUGAGGUGGAGGCUCCAGGGGGCUGGAAUCAACGACGAAACAUCUGGCUCAACAUCCAGCUAGGCCGCUACUCCCUCAGUAUUAAUGUGGAGAGCAGCCCAACAUUAGGAGAAACUGCAGAGAAUGAAGCUGACAGCUCAUCUCCAAAGAUGCAGACAGAGUGCACCUGACCACCUUGAGCACCUGUAAUGUGAACGUCCCACUGGAAAUAGGCUCUUCUGAACAAGUUAAAUCUUGUAAUCCAAGCCAAGGAGGAAGCUCCCCAAGCAGCAAAAUGUCCGGAUCAGGAUGUAGCCCUACGAGCCCACGCCAAUGAUCUGGACUCUGGACCUUCCACCAGUCCCUAAGCACAAAACAGUUUAAGAAAUCCAAGCACUGUCUAUCUGCACUGCCUCGCAACGAGAAGCCAGGUGCAGAGGAAACACUAAACAUCAGUUAAGCUACAGAUAAAAAUACAAUCAUUGUCUCCAACACCAGGAACUGGUGAUAUGCAUUCAGUCGAUGUGAUAAAUGUGGGUGACCUUCAUAAUGUGUUUAUGGAAUGAAGUUUACACACCUUUUGAGACUUAAGUAGCACAAAUCAUACAGUGAACUGUUUUAUAAUGUAAAAUGUUUUGUUCAUAUUGCUUCCUUUCCCUUGUUUGGACAUUGUCACGACCCAGCUCAAAAGCCAUGACAAAAGAAGAGAGGGAAAUGUAGGGCGAGGACAAAUUAUAAGAAUUUAUUUGAAAUGAUAUAGCAAAUGAACUCCAAAAUAAACUAAGAAUGCGUA
Lates calcarifer (barramundi perch) is the source of this 1577-nucleotide messenger RNA. It is a transcript of the gene fam169b, whose product is annotated as family with sequence similarity 169 member B. The record is from RefSeq and is a predicted model, not a curated record. The coding region runs from base 16 to 975 and encodes 319 amino acids. NCBI's taxonomy places the organism in Eukaryota, Metazoa, Chordata, Actinopteri, Centropomidae. The transcript has 9 exons.